UCCUUCUAGCUAGUCAAUGAGUUGGACCAUACAAUGGAUGGAAGUCUAUGUGGAAUUAAGUGGAAUAGUGCAUUGUUGCUCCAGCAUAGGUCAGAGUUCACUAGCGUGCACUGGACUCAUCAGGGGAAGACAGAAGACACGUUGGAACACAAACUAGCUGGGACACAGCCUCAUUAAUGCUGUGGAAACACUUGAAGAAUGAUGAGCUCCAAAGAGGAAGAAACUCUCCGUUUUUUCCAGUACGUUGAGGAGAAUGGGCUGAGAGCCUACAACGGCCUGGUAGCUCAGAACUUAGACCACGCCAGGAAUGAGAGAAAUAGGACAUUCCUGCAGGAGAAAAACGACAAGAAGAGAAAACAGGAGGAAGCCAUAAGGAGGACAGGUGAGGACAUUGCAACUGAAGGCAAGCACUUACGUAUGGGCUCCAUUACCAUGCUGGACCCCCAGGAACGCAUGCCCAUGCCCCACCCGCAUGCUCUCGCCUGUGGGCAAGGCUUCUCUGUACGCUCCCAGUCCCUCCACUCUGUCGGCGGUGGGAAUAGUGGGGGUGGAGGCGAGGAGGAAGUAGGAAGCCCGACCUCUAGGAAGCAGCCCCCACCCAAGCCCAGGAGGGACCCGGCCACCAAGCUGAGCAUGUCGUCGGAGGCGGUGGACCACAGUCCCACGUCCACCUGCCACGGGGAGAGAUGUGAUGCAGCUCAAGGAUGCAGUGAGGACUGCAGGAGGGUGCCGCCACCCAAACCUAAGAGGAACCCCAACACACAACUGAGUGUUUCCUUCGAUGAGUCCUACAUCAAGAGCCACGGAGGCAGCGGGGUUUGCCCCUCCAGACCCCUCCACUACGUCACCUCGCCCUGCGAACGCAACCCCUCGCCCGCACAGAGUGACGAGAGCCCUACAGACGACUGUGAAGAUGAACCUGUCUACAUAGAGAUGGGCGGGAUUGAUGUCGGAGCACGAGAACCCCUGAAGAGUGAGGAUGAGGAGCCAGGAGAGUCUGUGUACGAGGAGAUGAAGUACCCAGCUCUGGAUGAUAUGGAGUACCGCACUGACCCUGUGGGAUGUCGCUCGGCGUGUCCCACCCCGGCACCCUAUGACCCUGAACCUCUCAGUCGCUGCUCCACACCUCGAAACAUUCCCCUCUGUGACAUUCCUGCACCCUUUCCCAAUUUACUCACCCAUCGGCCUCCGCUGCUGGUGUUCCCACCGGCGCCAGCCCAGUGCUCGCCUAACUCAGACGAGUCUCCCCUAACCCCUCUAGAUGUAACCAAAUUGCCCAUGCUGGAGAACCAAUCCUAUAGCAAAUCUCCAACAUCCUCCACCGAGCCACCCUCCUCUGCACACAUCCGCAGGGAGCUCACUGCCACCCCAACCCUCACCGUCUCUGGCCGCUCCUCUGCGCCUCCUCUACCCUGUACCCUCUACAAAUCCUCCUCAUCCUCCUAUCAGCGGAGCCACUCUGCUUGCCCAUCGCCAGUCAGCAUGGGCCGCUGUCUCACACCUCUCAGCCUCAUGCGUACACCUCCCUUUGAAGCUCCAAUGCCAUUCCCUGGGGGUCUGCCGCGGAGCGCCUCUGCCACCCCUCACGGCAAAGGCUCGCCACCUCAAGACGGUGUGGGCCGACUGCAUGGCUCUAUGCAGAAUGUGUCAACAGGGCGUUCACGGACACCCACCAGCCCACUGGACGAACUAACUAACCUGUUCACAACUGGUAGGAACAUGCUGAAGAAAAAUGCCAGUGGCAGGAAGUCUAAAGAGCCUGGAGAGACUGAGUCCAAAAGCAAGUCUCACAGCGAGUCCAAGCGUGAGGGCAAAGAGCGCCACAGUCACAGCAAGGAGUCCAAGCGAGACUCCAAGGAUCGCCACAGCAAAGAGUCUUCUCACCGGAGAGACAGAGACAAAGACAGAGACAAAAACAGAGACAGACGCAACAGUAAAGACCGUACUUAUAGCGGUGCAGAUGCACCAGCUGUUCGCAGGGAUAGCAGGGACCAGGGCUGCAGCAGUGUGGAACCCAUCCCAUUGAUAAGACGAGACUCCAAGGACCGAGGGCUUAGCAAUGGUGACCUGAUGCUAAGGAGAGACAGCAAAGACCGGGGUGGGGGACAUGGAAUGGAGCCUUUGUUGAGACAAGACAGCAAAGACAGACUGCUAGAUCAGCCACCUGAGCUGUUACCAAGACAAGACGGCAAGGAAAGGGCAAGAAACGGUGUGGACUCUAGACAUGAAAGCAGAGAGAGACUGCUGGAUCAGCCACCUGAGCUCUUACCGCGACAGGAUAGUAAAGAGAGAGCCAGGAACGGUGCGGACUCAAAGCAUGAAAGCAGAGACAGGCCACCUGAGCUUCUCCCCCGACAAGAGUUCAAAGACAAAGCCAGAACCGGAGCCGAAUAUAGACACGAUAGCAAAGACCACCGUCCUGAGGUGUUACCCCCACAGGAUUUUAAAGAGAGAGCAAGGAAUGACAUGGAACAUAGACAUGAAGGUAGAAUAGACCAGCCACCUGAGAUCCUUCCGCGACAAGAAACGUCCAGAAGAAGCAACAGCAAGGACACGGUCGGCUACAGCUCCGAAUCCAAGCAUGAGGGGAGAGAUCGGAGCUGCCACAACGGGGGAGAUCUUCCUCCUCCACCUCUGCCCAGACAGGACAGCAAAGAUCUGAGCAGAACUGGACUCGAAGUGAGACGGGAUAGCAAAGACAGAAGUCUGAAUGGCUCAGAGCAGCAUCAUUACGCUGUCAAAAGCACCAAGAGCCCUUCUGCAAUGGAGUAUAGGUGUGAUAGUAAAGAACGAGGAUACAGAUCAGAUGGCACGCCCAGACGAGAUAAAAGAGAAAAUUACACUACGGACCAAUCAAAAGCACAGGAGAGGAAUGGCAGCACGGUGUCAGGGCAGCAUUCAUCCACGACGACACCUACUCACCACGCGAGAUCAUCUGGUAGCCCACCAAUGACCAUAGGAACAGGAAAUGACCUGAAAGCAGCACCGAAGUAUGGCCGCUCACAUUCUAUUCCGGCCAACCCGUCUCCGAUGGGAACGCCACAAAGGAAAGCAGCGGAGACACAUCAAAGCCAGAUGCCCCAGAUGCCAUGGAUCUGUGGCGACACCACCAUGCUAGAACAGAUCGAGAGGAAACGCACCCUCUGCAUGGAGAUUCGCUCCAGACAACAUCCACACCUGCAGAGAUUUCUGGAGAGGCCUCCUCCUCCUCCGGACAGGAACGAGGACAGGCACCAGGAGCGGAGUCAGUGCAAGCAAGAAAGUGCAUCUGUACUGCCAGGCUGGGGGAAAAGCAGCGGGGCCAAAAAGAUCCGUCCUCCCCCUUACCCUACACAGAAAACCGUAUUCUGGGACACGGCCAUCUGA
Perca flavescens (yellow perch) is the source of this 3366-nucleotide messenger RNA. RefSeq names its product neuronal tyrosine-phosphorylated phosphoinositide-3-kinase adaptor 2b (gene nyap2b). The record is from RefSeq and is a predicted model, not a curated record. The coding region runs from base 199 to 3366 and encodes 1055 amino acids. Lineage: Eukaryota; Metazoa; Chordata; Actinopteri; Perciformes; Percidae. Gene Ontology annotation, biological process: neuron projection morphogenesis; phosphatidylinositol 3-kinase/protein kinase B signal transduction. The transcript is spliced from 8 exons.